AUGGAGCUAGAGGACACAGACACUGACCCCAGCACCAACAAAGUUCUAACAUCUGCCAGCCAUUCAAUUUCCUCCUUCUUCUCGGCGGACGACUGGGAGUAUCACCAGAGCGCAGAGCGCUACUUUCGCAACCUUAUCAACGUCAGCGAGAGCACAGUGUAUCGGAGGAUCCUGGCUCCCUGCCUGAUGAUCACCGCCUUCUCUGCCCUAGUAGCCUUCUACAACUCCUUUGCCCUCCCAACUCUCGCAUUUGCUCUGGCGCCGCACACGCUGCUUGGCUCAGCACUCAGCCUUUUGCUGGUCUUCCGGACAAAUGCCAGCUAUGGGAGACUUGUGGAGGGCCGCAGGAUGUGGGGAGCAGUGGUGCGGAAUGCAAGGGAGUGGGUGCGGCUCACAACAGUUUACUUCCCUGAGGAGCUGCAGCCUGAGGCUCUAGCCUUCAUCCAGGCGUUUGCCAUAGUGUUGAAGGGCCAGCUGCGGCCUGGGAGGACGAGGUCAGAUCCAAAGGACCUCACAAGAUGUCGCUACGAUGUUCAGUCCAAAGUGCGCAAGGUGCUCGGUCCCGAGGCAGCAGCCUAUGUACUGCGGGCUAGAAAUGGACCGGGCGUUGUCGCGCGUGCUCUCAGCCGCAAUGUCAUCAAGGCUGUGCAGUGGCCUGCACCAAUCCCCUUCUGGGUGGCACAGCGCUGCGAAGACAUCAUCACAGAGCUGGUGAACGCAGCCUCCGGCGCAGACAGACUAUUCCAGACCCCAAUUCCGGUGAGCUACACGCGGCACACAUCGCGUUCGCUGAUGCUGUGGCUGCUGACGCUGCCAUUCGCGCUGUGGCCAGUCAUGGGGCCCUCGCUGGUGCCAGCCUGCUUCUUUGUGGCCUAUGUGCUCAUUGGCAUAGACGAGCUGGGCGUGCAGAUAGAGGAGCCCUCUGCUAUCCUGCCCCUUGUACCGCUGCUGAACAAGAUCCGUUUCGAGAUUCAGACGGCUGUGCGUGAGCGCACUGGCAGCCUCAACUAUGCCACUUAG
Coccomyxa subellipsoidea C-169 is the source of this 1020-nucleotide messenger RNA. RefSeq names its product UPF0187-domain-containing protein. The transcript has 8 exons. NCBI's taxonomy places the organism in Eukaryota, Viridiplantae, Chlorophyta, Trebouxiophyceae, Coccomyxaceae. Gene Ontology annotation, molecular function: chloride channel activity. The record is from RefSeq and is a predicted model, not a curated record. The coding region runs from base 1 to 1020 and encodes 339 amino acids.